Messenger RNA from Sclerotinia trifoliorum, 4574 nucleotides. Lineage: Eukaryota; Fungi; Ascomycota; Leotiomycetes; Helotiales; Sclerotiniaceae. The record is from the annotation of a GenBank genome assembly.
AUUCAAGGUAGGCAAGUGGUAGCGAAGGGGAAGCCUUAGGUCUUAGAGAUACAGUACGACUAGUUUAGUAUCACAACUUCAAGCCGGACAGUACAUGAAAAGAUAUCAAAGAAUCGCCCUGUUCAUAUCAUGAAGAAUUCGAAGUUGUUGGACAAAGAGACUCUGAGAAUCCCAUGGGAUCGGCUGAAUUGAAUUUCCAGCUCCGAGAAUAUUAUACCUUGAUUCUGAGGCGGUAAGUUUCAAAAGGCGGUGAGAAUUUUGAAGUAGGCUGUAUUGACUCUGGCAGAAUAUUAUGGCAGUGGCAGCAACAACACAAAAGCUUAAGACUUCUGAGAGGUCCUUCUUGGCGUCAUCGUACAUUCAAGCCGCAAUGAUUUUAUAACAUGACUAGUUCUCAAAAUGCUGCUUAGUAGCAAUAGUACUUCAAUAAAUUCCAUUGUCAGUUUUCCGUCAUGUCUAUUCGCGUUCUUCUCCGCGAAUAUCCCCACCGCUCAAUUGCACUUGUGACGCCUACCCACACACUCAUCUUUCGCCAUAGUCCUUCUACGAACGAUUUUACAAUCAAUGGAUUACUGAAUCCGGUUUAUCCAGUAUAUCCACGUGGGUCUACCGAUGGACUUGCUGCUCCUAAGUGUAUGGUAGAGUUUGCAGAUGCCUCCUCAAUUGAUCUCAGCGAAUACCGGACUUUGAGUCCCAUGCCAGUCCAUGGUACUCUCGGGCUCAUCACUGUCAGCAAUGAUAUAUUUCUUUGCGUAAUAACAGGCACUACAAGAGUGGCACAGGUGAGGCCUGGAGAGACGGUUGAAAAGAUCUUGGGAGUAGAGUUCCACUGUCUAAACAAUGCGGAGUACGACAAUACUUUUACGGACAAUUUGGAUCCCUACAAUUACAAUGCGGAAGAUUCAUAUGGCCAGAAUUUGAGUCGACGGGAGAUAGCCGAGCAUCCGUGUACUGACUUACAGAAAUUACUGAGCAAUGGAAGCUUCUAUUACAGCACGAAUUUUGACCUCACCAAUCGAUUGCAAGACCGGUAAGCAAAAGUUGAUAUACCUACGAUGCCAGGCUCUUAUACAUUCUCAGAUCUACAGAUGCAACAACGAAUGAUGUUGAGAGUUUCGACGACUCGUUCUUAUGGAACUCGUAUAUGAUUGGCCCCCUGGGAAAAUUUCGAUCUCGUCUUGUGUUACAUGAACGAAAGGCCUUGGACAAGUCUGGCAUUCUCACAUCCGCCAUUCGUGGUUUUGUCCUCACGAUUACUAUACCUCCCGCCUCUGAUCCUUUGAGAACUUCAAGAUCAGGCCUCCCAUCGUCCCUUACUUUAAUAUCUCGAUUAUCUUGUCGAAGAGCUGGAACGAGGUUUAAUGCUCGAGGAAUCGAUGACGAUGGAAAUGUAGCAAAUUUUGUCGAAUCAGAAACAAUAUAUUGGAGUCCCUCAGCCAAUGCACAAUAUUCUCCGGAACAAGGGGGCGAGAAACCAGCUGGUGUCUGUUUCUCAUAUGCCCAAAUAAGGGGAAGUGUCCCAAUUUUUUUCGAGCAGGCACCUGGUUUGAUUCCAGGUCAACAAAAGAUUACCAUAACUAGAUCCCCUGAGGGUACUCAACCCGCCUUUGAUAAACACUUUGAGGAAUUGGAGCGAAACUACGGCGCGGUUCAUGUGGUCAAUCUGCUCAGCGAAACUAAACUAGGUGAAGCUGAAAUUACUAGAUCUUAUCAAUACGGGAUUCGCCACUCGUCGUUGAAUACACCGGAAGAGAAAAAUUCUCAAGAUCAUCAACUGUUGAGGGUCACGGAAUAUGAUUUUCAUGCAGAGACGAAGGGCCCUCUAGGUUAUGAGGCAGCUAGCAUGAUUCGGAGAAUCAUUGAAAAUUCGGCAGACGGCUUUGCAUAUUAUCUGUCUGAAGAUCUUGAAGAUGCUGAAGUUAUUCCGAAGACACAAAUGCGAAGAACAGUGGUCGUAUUACAGCAAGAAGGCGUAUUUAGAACGAAUUGCCUCGAUUGUUUGGACAGAACAAAUCUUAUUCAAACUAUCAUAUCCCAAAUGGCAAUAGAGUCGUUUCUCAUGCAUAGGGGAGCCAGAGGCACUUCAGACUUUUGGAUGCGUCAUUCAACCAUGUGGGCUGACAAUGGCGACGCUCUUUCACGAAUAUAUGCAGGUACAGGAGCUCUUAAAUCGUCGUUUACGAGACAUGGAAAGAUGUCAAUUGCGGGAGCUAUUGCUGAUGCACGGAAGAGUGCUACCCGACUAUAUAUAAACAAUUUUGCAGACAAAGGGCGACAGAAUACUAUCGACGUACUUUUGGGCAGACUUGUGGGACAAGUGCCGGUUCAUCUGUUUGACCCUAUUAAUGAUUACGUGACGGCUGAGCUCAACAAACGUAGCUCAGAGUUCCAGUCUUCCGAGGUGAUAAAUAUGUAAGGCUAUUACCCCCUACCACUGUCAAUAUGCUGACUUGAUGUUUUAGAUGGGCUGGAACUUUCAAUCUCAAUGGACGUACAUUUGGCAUAGAGGAAGACUUGUCAGUAUGGUUAUGCCCUGAGCUAGAGAAGUCACAACAGCAGCCCGAAAUCGUAGUAGUCGGCUUCCAAGAAAUAGUGGAACUAAGCCCCCAACAAAUUAUGAAUAGCGAUCCAACGAUAAAGCAAGAAUGGGAACAAGCUGUGCGAAAUACUCUGAACAAACAUGCUGGUGCAGAUAGUAACGAUCACUAUGUGCUUCUACGAAGCGGUCAACUUGUGGGAGCUGCUUUGUGUGUAUUCGUCAAAGCCUCUGUUCUUCCAAAUAUUAAAAAUGUUGAAGGUAGUGUCAAAAAGACUGGGAUGUCUGGUAUGGCUGGUAAUAAAGGCGCUGUCUCGAUCCGCAUGGAUUAUGCAAAUACUCAGAUUUGCUUCGUAACUGCACAUCUAGCUGCUGGAUUUAGUAAUUAUGAGGAACGUAAUAGGGAUUAUCACACCAUUCAUAAUGGGUUGAGGUUCCAAAGGAACCGUGGAAUUGAUGAUCAUGGCAAGUUAUGUCCAGGUGGUUGUCAGGAUCGUCCACUAACGGUAUCACAGAUACGGUCAUUUGGAUGGGAGAUUUCAAUUAUCGUAUUGGACUUGGAGCAGAGCGGGUAAGUAACUCCUAUACAAGCGUGAUGUUUAUUCUGACAUUCUUCUAGGCCAAACAACUCAUAAAAAUGGGCGACUUGGAGACUCUAUACGAGAACGAUCAAGUGAGUGUCACAGCUCAGCAGAAACUGAAAAGCCUACUAACAAAAGCCUAGUUAAACCUCCAGAUGGUAGCUGGCCUAACAUUCCAGUACUAUUCCGAGUCACGGAUAACCUUCAUGCCAACUUAUAAAUUUGAUAUUGGUAGUGAUACAUACGACACUAGUGAAAAAGCCAGAAUUCCGGCCUGGACCGAUAGAAUCCUCCGAAAAGGUAACAAUCUACGCCAAAUAAACUACAAUUCCGCGCCCCUUCGCUUUUCCGACCACAGGCCCGUCUUUGCAACCUUCCAAUGCACCGUGAGUAUCAUUGAUGAAGCCAUGCGUGACUCUCUAAGCAGGAGCAUUUAUGAGCGAAGGAGGGAGGAGAUUGGCGGUGCGACGGCUAGUUCAAAGUUAGAUGGAACGGAUGACGAGGAUUUGAUUGGGUUCGAAAGCAUCGAGCCCGGCUUACCACCUGCAAGCUCCGAUCAGAGAAAAUGGUGGCUUGACGGGGGGAAACUUGCGAAGAGUCAAGUCCAACCACCAAGCAGUUUAAGAGAUGCAGUACCAAACCCAAAAAGGCCGAGCAAUCCGUGGACUUUGACCGAUGAACCUGAUUGGGUUACUGUACCAAGGCCUGGUAUAUCUUCACGAAACAAUUCGCAUCGAAUGUCGUUACAGACUGGUAUGGCAAGGAAUAACACAGUAACACGAAAGCUUCCACCGCCUUUUAAUCCUUCAUCUCUUCCCAGCUCUCAAAACCGGUUUAGACAUUCGAUAGCAAAUCAUUCGUCAACUACAUCUCUACCAGCGAAGACGGUACUUCCUCCACCACAGUUAAUAGCGAGCAAUACUUCGACUCCUGCCCCGACCACAACAACGAAAGCAGUUCUUCCUCCACCACAACUUACACGCCGCGCAUCAACAGAAACAACUCGUUCUUCGUAUAAGAAAGCUCCACCCCUUCCAAGAAAGCCUGUACAUCUAGCUUCUUCUUCUGUUUCACCUACACUAUCAACUUCUUCUUUGGCGUCAAGACCAAGAGAAAACCCUGUACCUAUACCUGGGGAAUAUAGAGAUUUUUCACCACCCUCCAGAAGAGCAACUUCUAGUCUGGAAAGAAGUAAUUUAGAACCACCACCGCCACCACAACCUCGGAGGCCUGGGAGAAAGAUAGCUGAUGAGGGGCCGAAGCCAGAGUUGCCAAAAAGACCGGUAGACUUACUAGGCGAUAGCGAUGAUAUUCGCGGAUGGGAAGCCUUGAAACCUGCUAGAUGAUUGAUGUGUAUUAGGAUUAAAAAUAGGUGGUAUUAUACAAGUAUGGAAAGCAUGGUAGAUAAAAAUGAGUAAACUUCCUUUGAUGAAAUAAAAAGACUAUUUCAACGAGUA